UUUAACAACAAUUUAAGGGGAGUGGAGACUCAGGAAGUUUUCACUUUACUCCUCAUCCACUUCACUUUCUGUCGUCACGCGCACGUGUCCGCGUCUCUCGCGCUCGCUUCUCUUUGUUUUUCCUUUAAUUGAGGACAGUGACGUGGGCAUGUGCAGCGCGUGACCGGAGGACGCCACAGGACAGUGCGCAGGGUUGCAGAAGAAGGACAGAGUGACAACAGAGCACAACCACUCCACACACUAUGGAGACAGAAGACUCUGGCAGUGAGAGUCUGAAAGGAGCCGAGGCUCAGCUCUGCACGUCUGCGAGUCAUUAUGACAACCAAGGGAAGAGGAUUAAAGCACCAUCUCUUCCUGGUGUUCUCUUAGUGGGAUUGAUGUUUUUGGCCGCCCUCCCUGUUGGAGCAAGCAUCAAACAGAGUGUCCCCCGGGUCAGACUCAGCCACAGAGAACUGCUUCAUGGUGGAAGUGUGUCUCUGUUCCUGGGACCUGCCGACGGCCUCCACUCCCACUCGCUGCUGCUGGACGAAGAAAGAGGUCGUCUUCUGUUGGGAGCCAGGGAUUACAUCUAUCUGCUGGACCCUGACAACCUCAGCAGAGAGCCCAGAAAGUUUCACUGGCCUGCUUCCCGGGACAGAGUUGAAAUGUGCAGACUGGCAGGAAAAAAUGCAAAUCUGGAGUGUGCUAACUUUGUCCGAGUCCUGCACAACUACAAUCGCACACACGUCUACGCCUGUGGGACAGGAGCUUUCCACCCGAUCUGCGCUUUCUUUGAAAUCACUGGUCGUCGAGAGGAUGGUGUGUUCCAGCUGCUGUCGAGCACAGUGGAGUCUGGCAGGUUGAAAUGUCCCUUUGAUCCCUUGCAGCCAUUCACCUCAGUCCUCACAAGCCAGUACCUGUAUGCGGGUACGUCUUCAGACUUCCUGGGCAAAGACACAACCUUCACGCGCUCCCUUGGCCCUCCACCUGACCAGCACUACAUACGCACAGACAUCUCUGAAGACUACUGGAUCAAUGAGGGCAGGUUCAUAUCUGCUCAUCCCAUCGCGGACACCUACAACCCAGAUGAUGAUAAGAUAUACUUUUUCUUCCGGGAAGUUUCGUGGGAAGGCAACGACAAAAGCAUCCUGACCCGAGUGGCUCGUGUGUGCAAGAAUGACGUCGGUGGCCUGAGGAGUCUGACCAAUAAAUGGACCACCUUCCUCAAAGCCAGGCUCGUGUGCUCGAUCCCCGGUCCGGACGGAGUGGACACUCACUUUGAUGAGCUGCAGGACAUCUUUCUUCUCCCCACUCGAGAUGAAAAACACCCCAAAGUGUACGCAGUCUUCACCACCUCCAGCUCCAUCUUCCGUGGCUCGGCGGUGUGUGUGUACAGCAUGGCAGAUAUACGAGCUGCGUUUAAUGGACCUUACGCUCACAAGGAAGGGCCUGACCACAGAUGGGUGGAAUAUGAGGGGAAGAUUCCAUAUCCACGGCCUGGAACGUGUCCCAGCAAGACAUACGAUCCAAAGAUCAAGACCACGAAAGACUUCCCUGAUGAGGUCGUCAGCUUCGUCCGAUUCCACCCGCUGAUGUACCGCUCCGUCUACCCUCUGACCGGCCGGCCCGUGUUCACACGUGUGCGAGUGGACUACACCCUCACCAAGAUUGUGGUGGACAGAGUUUUGGCUGAAGACGGACAAUAUGAGGUCAUGUUUCUGGGAACAGACGUGGGCUCAGUUCUGAAGGUGGUGAGCAUCACUCAAGAGAACUGGUCAACGGAGGCAGUGGUGCUUGAAGAACUUGAAGUUUUCCAGGUUCCAACUCCCAUCCUCAGUAUGGAGAUGUCUUCCAAACAGCAACAGCUGUACGUGGGCUCGAGCGAGGGACUCGCUCAGGUUUCCCUCAGUCGGUGUAACCUUUACGGCCACGCCUGCGCUGAAUGCUGCCUCGCCCGCGAUCCGUACUGUGCCUGGGAUGGACAAACAUGCUCCCGAUACGUCCCUGCAUCUAAGAGACGGGCCAGGAGACAGGACAUCAAGCAUGGAGACCCUGCCAGUCAGUGCUGGGACACAGAAGACAGUCUUGGUGGAGGACAAGUGGAGGAGAAGGUUCUCUUUGGCGUGCAAAGCAACUCCACAUUCCUCGAGUGUAUCCCAAAAUCUCAACAAGCACAGAUCCGGUGGUACAUCCAGAGAUCGGGAUCUGAGCGCAGGGAGGAGGUCAAGUUGGACGACCGCGUGGUUCCCACUGACCGAGGUCUCCUGAUCCGCUCCCUCCAUGCCUCCGACGCUGGCGUGUACAUCUGUGUAGCUCAAGAACACACACACUUCACGCACACUCUCCUCCGUCUCACGCUACAACUUGUUACACACGGCCAGCUGGACGGAAAGCCCAAGCCCAGCGAGGACCCCGCGCUGCAGCUGCGGCACGGCGCGGAGUCCCGCCAGCGCUACAAAGACUACCUGCGAGUGAUGAGCUCUCCUUUCGCGUCCCUGGAGGAAUACUGCAGCUCGCUUUGGUCCGAGAAGAAGCCGCCGCGGCCGCGAGGGCGAGUCGGCAAAUGGAAACACAUGCAGGAAAUGAAGAAGAGCAGGAACAGGAGGCAUCAUGGAGAGAGGGAGGAAGAGAGAGAGGCAGGGUGGUGAUGAGGUUCGACGGAAAAUCAGGAUUAGCUGUGUGCACUCACUGAGCGAUGACGCAUUCGUGACAGAACUGUUCAACUGCAGCGACACAAAACCUAACUCUGAGUUCAUAGAGCGCGAACGACGAAUGCUGAAAUAGUUCAAAAGUAAUAUUAAAGGGAUAGUUCAGGUUUUUUUUUUGAACAACAACAAUUCACACAUUCUUUGGAUGUUAGUGAGGACAGCAGAGAAAAGUCUUAGAAUAUAAUAAUCAUUCUUUGCUGUAUUUGAAAUACUUUGAAAUGAAAAUCCAAACAGCUGAUCUACCACUGCGUCUGCACUGUUGUGAUAAAUGAUUGUGUAAAAUAUUCAAACUGGUUAACGCUGUAGAUGGUAUGUGUGGUUACAAUGGUAAUAGUGUGCUAAUAAAGAGAUCAUAUUAUAGUAAUAUCAUGUUAUAGCUCAUGUAAUAUAGUUAAUAUGUUAUGCCCCACACAUAUUUUCCGUGGUUAUCACAAAGAUAUGAAUUAGUAAAAACUAAGGAAUUGCAUGAUUGGAUAAUAUUGCCUCUCUGUGUCACUGACUCUGUUUAACUCUCUCACACACCGUAGAAAACUGAACUAUCCCUUUAAUUUAAAUCAUCAGUUUUAAGUAUGACGUUUCUUUGUGUUAACGACAGAACAUUUUGUUCACUUAGAAAAAAAAAACCAUGAUAUAUAUAUAAACAGUAGUAGUGUGAGAUUGUUCAUGGCGUUGACAAUGCAUUCAUGUUGAAUGACUGUAAAUAUUUGUAUAACAUGUACAGGGGAUACAGCAUGCUUCGUUUACUGGUCUGUAUAACACUAAUAAUAAUAAUAAUAACAAUAAUAAUAAUCGUUUUAUGCUCCUGCAACUGAAAAAAGGUAACAUUUUUGUACAAACAUUUAACAUGUGUAUGGUAGGUCCAGUAGAUGUUUUUGUUAUUGCUGUUUGUUUUUCAGUUAUUUAAAUAAAUG
Molecule: messenger RNA, 3598 nt
Organism: Solea senegalensis (Senegalese sole)
Lineage: Eukaryota; Metazoa; Chordata; Actinopteri; Pleuronectiformes; Soleidae
Gene: sema3d
Product: sema domain, immunoglobulin domain (Ig), short basic domain, secreted, (semaphorin) 3D
Exons: 18
Coding region: 243-2627 (794 amino acids)
Biological process (GO): positive regulation of cell migration; negative chemotaxis; semaphorin-plexin signaling pathway
Molecular function (GO): chemorepellent activity; semaphorin receptor binding
Source: RefSeq, a predicted model, not a curated record